Molecule: messenger RNA, 3165 nt
Organism: Carica papaya (papaya)
Lineage: Eukaryota; Viridiplantae; Streptophyta; Magnoliopsida; Brassicales; Caricaceae
Product: ATPase E1-E2 type family protein / haloacid dehalogenase-like hydrolase family protein
Biological process (GO): calcium ion transmembrane transport
Cellular component (GO): plasma membrane; intracellular membrane-bounded organelle
Molecular function (GO): P-type calcium transporter activity; ATP hydrolysis activity; ATP binding
Source: RefSeq, a predicted model, not a curated record
UUGCCUUUAGCUCGCCGGAUUGUUAUUCCUUGUCAUCUUUUUUCUUUUGAAGAUUACAACAUGUCUAAUGCUUCCCAUGCAAACCUUUCAUGCAUCCAUGUUCUUCUUGACGUUCCUUCAGGUCUUGCCAAACCCAUUGUCAGAUGGCAAUUAGCUUUUAUCAAAAUUUACUGUUCAAGAACUCUCUUCUCCAUCGCCAAAAACCCUAAACCCAACAGCAAAACCAACCAUCUUCUUCCUCGCUCUCCUUCUUAUUCCCUGCUCCAAAUUGACCAACCCAAACUCUCCGCCGCCUCCAACUUCAACAUUGAUCAACUAAGCCUCGUUGAGCUUGUCAAGCAUAGAAACCUCGACCACCUUCAAAAGCUCGGUGGUGUCCAGGGAGUAGCUUCCGCUCUUCAAACUCAUCUGAACACCGGAAUCUAUGGCGGCGACGAAGAAAUCGACCGCAGACUCGAGGCAUUCGGUUCUAACACCUAUAAAAAACCGCCCGCAAAGAGUUUUUUCCAUUUUGUAAUGGAAGCUUUUAAAGAUGUUACCAUUCUCAUCCUCUUGGGCUGUGCAGCUCUAGCACUCGGCUUUGGAAUCAAAGAGCAUGGCCCAAAAGAAGGUUGGUACGAUGGAGGAAGCAUAUUUCUUGCCGUCUUUAUUGUCAUUUCUUUCUCUGCAAUCAGUAACUAUCGCCAGAACAAGCAAUUCGACAAGUUAUCCAGAGUAAGCAACAAUAUUAAGAUUGAAGUUGUGAGAAACGGACGCCGUCAGCACAUCUCGAUUUUUGACAUAGUUGCCGGAGAUUUAGUUUGCUUAAAGAUCGGAGACCAAGUUCCCGCGGACGGAUUGUUCGUUGAUGGCCACUCAUUGCAAGUCGAUGAAUCGAGCAUGACGGGGGAGAGUGAUCACGUAGAGGUAGAUAGCAGAGAAAAUCCUUUCUUGCUUUCAGGAACAAAGGUGGCUGAUGGUUAUGGUCGGAUGGUUGUCACUUCAGUUGGGAUGAACACAACAUGGGGAGAAAUGAUGAGCCAAAUCAGUCGAGAUACUAAUGAACAAACUCCUUUACAAGCCCGACUCAGUAACUUAACUUCAUCAAUAGGUAAGGUUGGUCUUGCUGUUGCUUUCCUGGUUCUUGUAGUCUUGCUGGUUCGGUACUUUACAGGAAAUACAAGAGAUGAGAGUGGAAAUCGAGAAUUCAAUGGAAGAAAGACAAAGUUUGAUGAUGUAGUGAAUUCUGUUGUUGGAAUUGUGGCUGUGGCUGUUACUAUUGUGGUGGUUGCCAUUCCUGAGGGAUUGCCAUUAGCUGUUACACUUACUCUGGCUUAUUCAAUGAAGAAGAUGAUGGCUGAUCAAGCAAUGGUAAGGAAGCUCGCAGCCUGUGAAACUAUGGGCUCUGCAACCACUAUCUGUACGGACAAAACAGGUACUCUCACAUUAAACCAGAUGCAGGUCACAGAAUUCUGGGCUGGCCAAGAACAUGUGGAAAAAGCUACAGUUUCAUCAAUUUCUCCAUUUGUGAUCGAAUUGAUUCGGCAAGCAGUCGCUGUGAACACAACUGGUGGUGUUUACAAGCCAAAUUCAGGAUCUAAAUUCGAGUUCUCUGGCAGUCCCACCGAAAAGGCAAUUCUGUCUUGGGCUGUAUUGGAACUGAACAUGGAUAUGAAUGAAAUGACACAGAGCUGUGACAUUCUUCGUGUUGAAACCUUCAAUUCACAGAAAAAGAGGAGUGGGGUUUUGAUGAUGAACAAAGCUGAUUCCACACUACACGUGCACUGGAAAGGUGCUGCGGAGAUGAUUCUAGCAAUGUGUUCAAGCUACUACGACGCUUCUGGAAUUGUGAAAGACCUCGGUGAUAAUGAAAGAAGCAUAUUGGAGCAAAUAAUUCAAGGUAUGGCCGCCAAAAGUUUACGUUGUAUUGCUUUUGCACACAGUCAAAUUUCAGAAGAUGAACAGAAAGGGAUAAAAGAAGAGAACUUGAGCCUGAUUGGCAUGGUGGGCAUAAAAGACCCAUGUAGACCCGGAGUGAAAAAAGCUGUAGAGGAAUGUCAAUAUGCAGGUGUGAACAUAAAAAUGAUAACUGGAGAUAAUAUUUUCACUGCAAGAGCUAUAGCAACCGAAUGUGGGAUUCUAAAACCAGGUGAUGAUGACAUGUUGAGUGAUGCAGUGGUAGAAGGUGAAGAAUUUAGAAACUACAGUCCAGAGGAAAGAAUGGAGAAAGUUGAUAAAAUCUGCGUGAUGGCAAGAUCUUCUCCAUUUGACAAACUCCUUAUGGUUCAAUGCCUGAAACAGAAAGGCUAUGUUGUAGCAGUCACCGGAGACGGCACUAAUGAUGCACCUGCAUUGAAAGAAGCAGAUAUAGGAUUAUCAAUGGGUAUUCAAGGCACAGAAGUAGCCAAAGAAAGUUCAGAUAUUGUCAUCUUGGAUGAUAAUUUUGCUUCAGUAGCCACCGUUUUGAGAUGGGGAAGAUGCGUUUACACCAACAUUCAAAAAUUCAUUCAAUUCCAACUUACAGUAAACGUAGCUGCACUGGUAAUCAACUUUAUAGCUGCAGUUUCUGCAGGUGAAGUUCCUCUAACGGCAGUUCAAUUGUUAUGGGUCAAUCUGAUCAUGGACACCCUUGGUGCUCUGGCUCUAGCCACAGAGCAGCCGAGUAAAGAGCUGAUGGAGAAACCUCCAGUGGGUCGAACCGAACCACUUGUAACAAAUAUCAUGUGGAGGAACAUAUUAGCUCAAUCUCUUUACCAGGUUGCAGUUCUUCUGACCCUUCAGUUCAGAGGAGAAUCAAUAUUCAGGGUGACCCAGAAGGUAAACCUCACUUUGAUCUUUAACACCUUUGUGUUCUGCCAGAUCUUCAACGAAUUCAACGCAAGAAGGCUUGAAAAGAGAAAUGUUUUUGAGGGGAUACACAAGAACAAAUUGUUUGUGGGAAUAAUUGGAUUCACCAUAAUUCUUCAAGUGGUGAUGGUGGAGUUUCUGAAAAAGAUUGCGGAUACAGAGAGGUUAAACUGGAGUCAAUGGGGAGCCUGCAUUGGAAUUGCAGUGGUGUCAUGGCCGAUUGGUUGGCUUGUCAAGUGCAUACCUGUCCCAGAAAAGCCAAUUUUCAACUACUUAAAGUGGAGAAAUGUAUAGAAAUUUAAUUGAUUCGUUUAUUUUAUGUAAAUUUAUACAUUGGUU